UCGAAGCAAUCUACAUGGCACAACUGUUUUAGAGCCUAACAACACACACCGGUCAAAUGCUGCUCUUUUGUGAACACACGGGACAUUACGGCACACCAGACUUAGCGCCCACCAGGGGAUGGAGCAAAGUGUAUGGUCCCAUCGGCUUGUACCUCAAUGAAGGCCAAAGUCUUUCGGAAAUGUAUACCGACGCUCAGGUACAACUCAAGCGUGAGGAGCAGAAGUGGCCAUACAAGUUUGUCACUGCACCAGAGUACAAUGCAAAAGGUAGGCGCAGUGUGUCGGGGGUACUCCAUGUGGAUGGGUCGCCGAAUGAAGACUGGGUCUACCUUAUUCUGACGGAGCCUCAUGUUGAUGAUCCCCAGUUAGAGACGGCCACUUACAUGUAUACUGCAAUGGCUGGAAAAAAUGGUGGAUUUGAAAUCCCAGCUGUGAGACCAGGCGCAUACAAACUGCAAGUAAUAGCAAGGGGUGUGGUUGGAAAGUACGUUCAAAAAAAUAUUAAUGUGCAAAGCAAUAGGGACCACGAUCUUGGCACUAUCAAUUGGAGGCCGGAAAGCCAUGGCAAGCUACUGUGGCAGAUCGGUGUACCGGAUAGAAGUUCGGCAGAGUUUAAAUCGCCACGUGGCUUUCCAUCACCUAUCCCUAAUUUAGAAGAAUACCGCAAGUUUGGAACAUGGCUCAGAUACUCCAUAGAAUUUCCUAAUGAUCCAGACUACACAGUUGGCGUUAGUGACCCUGCCAAAGACUGGUGCUAUUUUAUGCCGAUGAUUAAGACACCUGGCUUCCCCGCUCAACUCGGACUGGUCAAUGUCACCCAAAAUGCGCUUCCUACCAACUGGAAGGUCAGAUUCAACUAUACCGGAUCAACCCAAGGCAACGCCACAUUAACACUAGGUUUUGCUGCUAGCGUCAGAGGUGGUAUUCGUGCGGUGGUCAACGGUCAGGAGAUUUUUAAGUUGGACUCUUUUGACGGGCCACAAGUUGAUUCUGCGCUGUUUCGUCACUCUUGUCAUGGCAUAUUCCGUCAGCAAACUGUAACAUUUAGUCAGUCACUACUGAAGGACNNNNUAUGUGGCAGUAUUCAUAUGUUUCGUUACAAAGGCAAUUCAUUUGGAACUUGUCAGCGAUUUAACAACUGA
This is a messenger RNA of Agrilus planipennis (emerald ash borer), 1142 nucleotides long. Its product is annotated as probable rhamnogalacturonate lyase C. Bases 57 to 1142 code for a protein of 361 amino acids. The record is from RefSeq and is a predicted model, not a curated record. The transcript is spliced from 3 exons. NCBI's taxonomy places the organism in Eukaryota, Metazoa, Arthropoda, Insecta, Coleoptera, Buprestidae. Gene Ontology annotation, molecular function: carbohydrate binding.